AUGCCGCGAAGUCCAACGUCAAGUGAAGAUGAGAUGGCACAGAGUAUUUCUGAUUAUUCUGUUGAAUCUGAAUCCGACAGCUCCAAAGAAGAAACGAUCUAUGACACUAUCAGGGCAACGGCAGAGAAGCCCAUCACCAAGAUGGAAGACACGCAGAGCAACACACUGGUCAUCAGAGUCCUCAUCCCUGACUUGCAACAAACGAAAUGUAUGCGAUUUGACCCUGAUGCUACAGUGUGGGUGGCCAAGCAACGCAUCCUGUGCACUCUCAACCACAGUUUGAAGGACGUGCUGAAUUAUGGCCUGUUCCAACCAGCCAGCAAUGGAAGGGAUGGAAAAUUUUUGGAUGAAGAGCGUCUGCUCAAAGAAUACCCCCAGCCAAUCAACAAAGGAGUUCCCUCUCUGGAGUUUUGCUACAAAAAAAGGGUAUACAAGCAAGCCCAUAUUGAUGAGAAGCAAAUUUCAAAGCUUCAUACUAAGGCCAACCUCAGAAAAUUUAUGGACCAUGUUCAACAUCGUGCCGUUGAGAAAAUUACUAAGAUGCUGGAUCGAGGGCUGGAUCCCAACUAUUAUGACUCAGAGAGUGGAGAAACUCCGUUGACAUUAGCAGCCCAACUUGAGGUCCCGGUGGAGGUCAUCAAGGCUUUACGGAACGGAGGUGCACAUCUGGAUUUCAGAGCCAAGGAUGGCGUGACAGCUCUGCACAAAGCUGCCAGAGCCAAGAACCACACGGCGCUCAUGACACUGCUGGAGCUCGGGGCCUCCACAGACUAUAAGGACAGCCGUGGCCUGACUCCACUGUAUCACACUGCGAUGGUUGGAGGAGACCCUUACUGCUGCGAACUUCUGCUUUAUGAGCACGCUUUCAUCAGUUGUAAAGAUGAAAACGGGUGGCAGGAAAUCCAUCAGGCAUGUCGUUAUGGUCACGUUCAACACCUGGAACACCUGCUUUUCUAUGGAGCUGAUAUGGAAGCACAGAACGCCUCAGGCAAUACAGCACUCCAUGUCUGCGCCCUUUACAAUCAGGAAAGCUGUGCACGGGUUUUGUUGUUUCGUGGAACCAACAAAGAAGUGAAGAAUUACAACAGCCAGACUCCAUUUCAGGUGGCUAUAAUAGCAGGCAACUUUGAAUUGGCUGAAUUUAUCAAGAACCACAAAGAAACAGAUAUAGUGCCGUUUCGAGAGGCACCGACAUACUCGAAUCGGCGAAGGGGACCUCAGAGCACGCUCUCCGCGCCGCGAGUCCUACUGCGUUCUAAUAGCGAUAACAACCUGAACGUCAACGACAUCCCAGAGUGGACCGGCAACCAGUCUGCCACUCCGCAUCGAAGCCUUUCCCCACAACUACUGCAACAGAUGCAGAACAAUCCCAAUGGCACUAUAAAAAGCGGGAGUGGAACCCAUGGCUCGCGCAGUCGCUCGCCAUCCCUGAAUAGGAUUGGAGAGGAGGUUCAGAGGCCACAGCACAGGCAGAUCAGUCCCGCUGUUAUUAAAGAAGCUGCCCCAGGAUUGGAAAGCCAGGGAUCAAAGCGCAAGCUUUACAGCGCGGUGCCUGGAAGGCAGUUUAUCGUGUUGAGGUCCUAUCAGCCUCAGGGUGAUGGGGAGAUUCCUCUCAACAAAGGAGACAGGGUGAAAGUUCUGAGUAUCGGAGAAGGCGGAUUCUGGGAAGGCAGUGCUCGAGGAAGGGUUGGAUGGUUUCCCGCUGAAUGCGUGGAGGAAAUCCCGGCAAAUGAAGCCAAACCAGAAACACGGACAGACAGAGCAAAGAAAUUAUUCAGGCAUUAUACAGUUGGAUCUUACGAUAGUUUUGAUGCUGCCAGCGAUUGCAUCAUUGAAGAGAAAACUGUUAUUCUGCAGAAGAAAGACAAUGAGGGCUUUGGAUUUGUGCUUCGCGGGGCGAAAGCUGACACACCAAUUGAGGAAUUUACACCAACUCCAGCCUUUCCUGCACUCCAGUACUUGGAAUCAGUGGAUGAAGGUGGUGUGGCUUGGCAGGCAGGACUGCGAACGGGUGACUUUCUCAUCGAGGUCAAUAAUGAAAAUGUGGUGAAGGUUGGCCACAGACAAGUGGUGAACAUGAUACGUCAGGGAGGAAACCACUUGGUGUUAAAAGUUGUCACAGUAAGCAGAAACCUUGAUCCAGAAGAUACAGCUCGAAAGAAAGCGCCACCACCUCCAAAACGGGCCCCAACCACGGCAUUGACGCUACGCUCGAAGUCCAUGACCUCAGAACUCGAAGACCUAGCAACAUUACGGAAAAAGAGGACCGAUCUUGAUCCAUCUCAUUUAGAGGGUUUGAAGAGGAGGACUGCUUUUCAAACCACACUAAACAAGCUUGACGAAAUAGUGUCAAAUCCCAAACAGUCAAGGGCUGCGGAAAAUGCAACGGUCGACUCGCGGGUCGCAACAAUCAAACAGCGUCCAUCUAGCAGGUGCUUUCCUUCCACUGCAGAUGCAAAUUCAAUCUAUGAUCGCCAGGGUAUUGCUGUAAUGCCUCCUACGGUCCCAGGGAGCCAUAACAGCCCCUAUCUAGAAAUUCCACGCGGAACUAUGCGAAGGCAGAAAUCAAUAGGUAUGUUAGAAGAAGAGAAACAAUUUUUAGCUCCUCCAUUACUGAAGUUUACCAGAAGUUUGUCAAUGCCAGAUACUGCUGAAGAUAUCCCACCUCCCCCAUCAGUUUCCCCUCCUUCACCACCUUAUAACACACCCAAACCUUCUGGCCCACGGAGUUAUGGUACAAUAAAGCCGGGCUUCAAUCAUAACUCUGGGUUAAGAACCCAUAAUUCCAACAGACCAGAGAGUACGGGAACGAUUAGUUCAGAGAGGCAGAAGAAAGCGAUGUAUUACCGGCAAGAUUCCCAACAGUAUUCCAUGGAUUCUGAAGACCAGUACAAGCCAAACACUAGUUCACACCAGACCAUGCGCAGCAGGAGGGGUAACAUGCCUGAAAAUCCAUACUCUGAUGUUGGGAACACUGGGAAUAAGGCGGUUUAUGUCCCUGCCAAGCCGGCCAGGAGGAAAGGUCAGCUGGUGAAGCAGUCUAAGGUGGAAGACAGCCCAGAGAAAACAUGUUCGAUUCCCAUCCCCACCAUUAUUGUGAAGGAGCCUUCCACCAGCAGCAGUGGCAAAAGCAGCCAAGGGAGCAGCAUGGAAAUCGACACCCAGGCUUCAGAGCACCAAGGUCACCUUAGGCCCGACGACGGCUUCUGUAACCCGUUUGCAGCAGCGAUCGCGGGGGCAGUGAGGGACAGAGAGAAGAGAAUAGAAGCCAAGCGCCACUCCCCCGCCUUCCUCUCCACGGACAUGGGGGACGAAGAUGUGGGGCUGGUGCCCAGCGCGCGGCUAAAGCACUCCAAGUCUAUUGACGAAGGGAUGUUUGGCAACGAGGAACGUUACAGUCACCUCAUGGUCCCGUCGUCCAAAGCCAGCGGCACCAAUUACAGCACCGCCGAGACCAGCACUCAGCGAACGCACAGCAGCUCAAGGAUAUUGAACAUUGCUUCAAAGAAGGAAGACAUUGAGUGCAACGACGGAACUGCAAAAGGUUACAGCGCAUCCAACAUUCCCAACAAUAACACUAACUACGUGCACCCCGUAACAGGUAAAGUACUGGAUUCGAACACUCCAUUGGCCUUGGCGUUGGCGGCAAGAGGGCGGGCAGCGAAAGAUCAGCCCCUGCAAAAUGUCAGCAAAGCCGAUUCUGGCAAAACCGAACUCACGAAGCCGCUAUACAUCGACACGAAGUUGCGGUCCAACGUGGAGACAGCGGCCUCGGCCUCGAGCUCGGUCAAAGCUAACCCAACCUCCGCCGUGCCGAGGAAGGAGGUCCACCCGAAGGCAGAGGCCGAAGCGAGCAGGGAGGAGAAGAAGGCCGACGAGAAGAAAACUGCAUCGGCUGACGGUUCAGAUACCUCGGCCGGCCUGCUGAUGGUGCACCCAGAGACCGGAGCCAAGCCGGAUGAGGGCAGGAGCGCGGGAGAUAAAACGGAAAACUCGCCAGCCAGCGUCACGUCGGAUCAACAAAGAGCCACGGAAAAUGCUCCCGAGGCGAAAGCCGCGGCCAAGACCAUCAUCACCAUCAGUUCCGUCGAGGACCCCACGGUCCUGCCGUUCCGCAUUCCGCCGCCGCCGCUGGCUUCCAUCGACGUGGAGGAGGACUUCCUAUUUUCCGAGCCUUUGCCUCCCCCGCUGGAGUUCGCCAACAGUUUUGAGAGCUCUGAGGACCCGCCGACCAUCCCGUCUCUUUCGGACCUGCUGAGGCAGAACAAAGCCACCACCUGCGCCACCUUGCCCUCGCACGUCAGGAAGGAGAGCGGCUUCUCUCCCGCAACUUCCGAUGGUAAGAAGCCCCUCGGUCUUUCCGAUUCCUCCUUGCCCCCGAGCUUCGUCCCUGCCCCGCGGGAGACCAUCGACAGCGUCAUCGAUUCCGGGAUCGAAGAGGUGGACAGUCGCAGCAACAGUGACCAUCACUUGGAAACGACGAGCACCAUUUCCACCGUCUCCAGUAUCUCCACACUGUCCUCUGAAGCAGGAGAGAACUUAGAUACUUGCACAGUCUAUGCAGAUGGGCAGACUUUUCUAAUUGACAAGCCCCCUGUCCCUCCAAAGCCAAAAGUUAAGCCCGUUAUCAAUAAAAACAAUGCAAUUUACAAGGACGCUUUGAUAGAGGAAAAUUUUGACGGUCUGUUCAUGCCACCGCCUCCACCACCCCCUCCUCCUGGUCCCAUCCCACCUGAAACACUUAAAUCUCCACAGCAGAGGACCUCGAAGCUAUGGGGUGACGGACCAGAUAUAAAGGUCCCUGCAGCAACAGAUGCAAAGGCAAACGUCAUUAGUGAAUUGAACUCGAUACUGCAGCAAAUGAACAAGGAAAAGGUGCCCAAACCAACAGAGGCCUUGGAUUCACCUUCAGGAUCCAGAGGAGUUCUUUACGGCACAAGGAUUCCUGAUGGAGUGACCAGUAGUUCAGGGGUACAACGCAACGCAACUGUUACCUUCACCAUCCGACCGGGAAGCAGCCAGCCCAUAACGGUUCAGAACCGGACAUCAGAUUUUGACAGCAUGACCAUUCUGAAACGAGCUCCAAGUCCCGUAGCCUCCCCUACAGACGCUGGCCAAGUCCCCAGGCCCUCCUCUCUCCCGGCCUCUGCUUUGUCGCCUACUCUUUCUGAUGGCUUUGGCUUCCAAAGUCCACCGAUCCCAGGAGAAGGUCACUUUGGCUCCCAGCCAGGACGCAGUAGGUCCCCUUCUCCAUCCACUUUGCAACAGCCAGUCUCGAACAAACCUUUUGCAUCCAAGGGUGUCCUCCUAUGGACUAAACAUGACGUAGCUGACUGGCUAGACACGUUGAACCUUGGAGAACACAAAGAUGCAUUUUUGGAUAAUGAAAUAGACGGGACCCAUUUACCAUCACUUCAGAAGGAGGACUUAAUCGACCUCGGAGUGACAAGAGUUGGACAUCGAAUGAAUAUAGAACGGGCUUUAAAACAGCUACUAUCAGAUAGAUAGACAGUUAUUUGAAUGCUUUACUAAGUAACUAAAAGAUCUCUCAUUAUUUUUGUCAGCAGCCGACAUUCACCAUAGCUCUGGCUGGAAUAUAAUGUGCCACUGGAAUAUUUUUAAAAAGCUCAGCAUGAACGAUUUUUCCGAUUAAAGCCGCUGGUACGUUUAUAAGCACAAUAGGCUGUCAGUAUCAGUGGCUCGUCACUCUCGCAAUGCCAUGUGCCACUGGCGUGCUGGGAUUAGUGCAGGAGUGAAGAUCCUUUUGCGAUGUAAAUAUACUACAGCAUAAUCUAUAUUUUGAACAAUGACCUUUUAAUAUUGACCUCACUUGGACAGGUGUCUUAAUGAUACUGUAGUUGAACCAGCAGAGCUGUGUUAUAUACUUUCUAUCUUUGCUAGUACAAUAUUUCUUCACAAGGAUCACAAUAAUUUAGAAGAUGUGCAGCAAAUCUGUUUUACUCCACUUUUUCCUUUCGGACAAGAAGUGAAGCUGACUAAUUUUUUUUCCUUUCUGCUGAGCAGUCUAAUCAUUUCCAGAAUGGUGUGAGGAGGAAAAAAAAAGUAUGAAGCUCUUUUAACUUUUCACAUUUUGACACAAUACUCUCUGAUGAUGGGGAAUUGUUGUAGCAUUUGUCCAGUUCUUUCCUUGAGAGUUAAUACAGGUUUGUUUUUGUUGUUCAGUGUCUUUUCCAGAGCUGUUGUCAAGAGCCAUUCUUGAGAACAGUGAAAAUGGUGUUGAAGCUAAUCAUUACCGUCUUCCAUAGGAGCACUGGUGAUUUACCACAAUUAUUUACUAGAGCAUUUGGAAGGGCUCUGAAUGGGCCAUAUCUAUAUUCAGUUUCAGAGCAGAUCAGUAUGCUUGUUUGAGCUGGGAGGAAAGCCUGUUUUGCUUAUUGGUAAUGUGUAAAACAAAAGGAGGUUUCUAUUUGUCAUUUUAGCUGCUAUUUUCCACAGUCAUAGGCUAAUGAAUUGGAUCUUGGCGUGUCGCGUAAGCUAUUUGAGGAAUAUAGUCGCUCAGUACAUUUUGGAUUGUGCACUGCCAAAUUGAAUCUGAGCAGAUUGAUUUUUGAGGCAAUGGUAUCAGUGGAUGUUCUCAGUCCAUCCUUUUCUUAUGGCUGGACAUUAAUCCCUGCCUAUGAGAUUGACCAUAACAGUAGAGCAACGAACCCUAUGACACAUUCUCUCCGCCAUUUAACAUAUUCACUCUUUUAGGUCUGCAUUUUUGUUGCAUAUUGUAAUUAGAACUGGCAAUCUUACAUGCUUAGUUUGUGUAACAAUAGUGUAUACAGUACCAAAUCUCAAGAGAUGUAAAUUGUGUAUAACAUAUAGGAGGACCCCCUGUGUAUGGGAGAUUUGAGUGCACUUCAAACUAUUAAACAUCAGCAUAUACAAUUAUCUGUGACUGUUGGGAACAUUUUAAUUCACAGGUUUUAUAUCUCGCCCGGCUCCUAGUAUUUAUUUGUGGUAUUUAUCAUUUAGCUAUAUAGCUGAUUCACUGAACUCUUCUGUAAUCGCAGCUGCAGAAUUAUCCAGUUGAUCUGGCAAUGAUUACAUCAAUGAGCCUACAAUAUCAUUUUCUUUACAAAUAAUAGUAAUUUAAUUUUUAUUUUUUUUUGCUAGUGCAUUAAGAUGUAUCUCACUAUAAUUUGUGCAAAAGACUUGUGUUCAGGUUAUUAACGUUGCUGUAACUUCUGUGAUUUAUAUAUCUUCAUCUAGAUUCCAUUACAAGGUCCUGUAACUUGCACUUUCCCGACUCCUCAAUAAAUUGUAUGGCAACCAAAUUAUUAUAUGAGAAAUAAAUAUUAUAACGGUGAAUGAAAGUUGUGUUAAUGACUGUAGAGGUGACUCCCAUUAACCAAGUAUCAUCAGUUCCCUCUCGAUUCACCUGUGUUGGUUACAGUUCCAGCAACCAGAGACAGAAUUUAGUUUCUAUUUUACAUUAUUUAAGAAGAAGCCAUCUUUUUUAAAACUUCUCUGUGUUCAAGAUCCCUCCCUGUUAAAUGCCACAUAUAGAUCUGAAGGGCAGAAAUGAAAACUCACAACUUUGCAGCAGAGUUUCUCUCCCUUUCACAGCUUCCCUCCCCGCUACCCCCGAUUUCUCUCUUUCCGUCUUACAUCUCUCUCAUUCUGCCCCUCUCUCUUCACCUCUUUUUCACUUUCUGUCCCCUGUAUCGUAUCCCUCAACCUGCAUCUGCCAUCAACUUCUCCCUCUCACCUCUCCUUCACUCCCCCCUUCUCUCCCCCCCCACUCUCUUUAUCACACUGUCCCCUUUUUAUUAUAGCCCUACCUUUGACUCUUCUUACUGUUAUAUCUUACUGUUACCGAUAUAACAGUAAGUCUCUCUCUUUUGAUCCUUCCCUCUGUUAUCCAUCUCUCCCUCCCUCUCUCUCUCUCCCUCCCUCUCUCCCUCCCUCUCUCCCUCCCUCUCUCUCUCUCUCCCUCUCUCUCUCUCUCACACACACUCUCCUCCCCCCACCAUUCUCUGCCCCUUCCCAACAGUCCAGUGUUUAAUUGACCAUUUGCCACACAAGUGUUCAAGGGUCAAGAACUCCCCACUACCAGUCUCAAGGAGACUACAUCAGGGUGCCAUAUUAAAACUCUCAGAAACAUGCUUAAAUGACGCACUUCUAUUUGCUUCAGAGAGCUGAUUAAAAGCAAUGGCUGAGAAAAUUCUUCCCAGUGAAUUCCCCCAAAUGGAAAGUAACUGAAUUGUUCUGGGAGAUGCCUGGUGCUCAGUUCGUUUUGAGCAAUGCACCACACUUAACACUUUGGAAAAGCGGUAACUUGCGGUUUUGAGAAAAGCUGUACAAUACUUUAGAAAAUAAAUGUAUGUAAUUUUCUGAAUGUAAAUAAAAUGGA
Pristis pectinata (smalltooth sawfish) is the source of this 8362-nucleotide messenger RNA. RefSeq names its product SH3 and multiple ankyrin repeat domains protein 2-like. The coding region runs from base 1 to 5508 and encodes 1835 amino acids. Lineage: Eukaryota; Metazoa; Chordata; Chondrichthyes; Rhinopristiformes; Pristidae. Gene Ontology annotation, molecular function: ionotropic glutamate receptor binding; synaptic receptor adaptor activity. The transcript is spliced from 23 exons. The record is from RefSeq and is a predicted model, not a curated record. Gene Ontology annotation, cellular component: postsynaptic membrane; postsynaptic density; dendritic spine.